ACCCGGGGCUCCCACAUUUCAGCAGGUGCCAGAGCUGGAGCUCCCAUCGCCGCCGCCCGUGCCUCCGGCUCCUCGGCGCCCCAGCCUUCGGCGCUUCCCCCCACCCUUCCGCUCCCCCUGGCGGAGCGGGCGCGCCCGGGGGUGCCGCUCCCUGCCCGGCGCGCUCCGCGCCCGGAGGUGCCUCGCCCCUCUCCUUCCCACCGCGGAAUCUCCCGAGUCUCCAGCUCCUCUCCCUUCCACCUGUUUGCCCAGAAAGGCAGGAUCCUGGUCCCUGCUGCGAUACCGGGGCCAUGGCGGGUCUGGGCCCCGGCGGAGGCGAUUCAGAGGGGGGACCCCGGCCCCUGUUUUGCAGAAAGGGGGCUCUGAGGCAGAAGGUGGUCCAUGAAGUCAAGAGCCACAAGUUCACCGCUCGCUUCUUCAAGCAGCCAACCUUCUGCAGCCACUGUACCGACUUCAUCUGGGGUAUUGGAAAGCAGGGCCUGCAAUGUCAAGUCUGCAGCUUUGUGGUUCAUCGACGAUGCCACGAAUUUGUGACCUUCGAGUGUCCAGGCGCUGGGAAGGGCCCCCAGACGGACGAUCCCCGGAACAAGCACAAGUUCCGCCUGCACAGCUACAGCAGCCCCACCUUCUGCGACCACUGUGGCUCCCUCCUUUAUGGGCUGGUGCACCAGGGCAUGAAAUGCUCCUGCUGCGAGAUGAACGUGCACCGGCGCUGUGUGCGCAGCGUGCCCUCCCUGUGCGGCGUGGACCACACCGAGCGCCGCGGGCGCCUGCAGCUGGAGAUCCGGGCUCCGACUGCAGAUGAGAUCCACGUCACGGUUGGUGAAGCCCGUAACCUCAUUCCAAUGGACCCUAAUGGUCUCUCUGAUCCCUAUGUGAAACUGAAGCUCAUCCCAGACCCUCGGAACCUGACGAAACAGAAGACCCGGACGGUGAAAGCCACGCUAAACCCUGUGUGGAACGAGACUUUCGUGUUCAACCUGAAGCCGGGGGACGUGGAGCGCCGGCUCAGCGUGGAGGUGUGGGACUGGGACCGGACUUCCCGCAACGACUUCAUGGGUGCCAUGUCCUUUGGCGUCUCAGAACUGCUCAAGGCGCCGGUGGACGGCUGGUACAAGUUACUGAACCAGGAGGAGGGCGAAUAUUACAAUGUGCCGGUGGCCGAUGCUGACAACUGCAGCCUCCUCCAGAAGUUUGAGGCUUGUAACUACCCCCUGGAAUUGUAUGAGCGGGUGCGGAUGGGCCCCUCCUCCUCUCCCAUCCCCUCCCCUUCCCCGAGUCCCACCGACUCCAAGCGCUGCUUCUUCGGGGCCAGCCCAGGACGCCUGCACAUCUCCGACUUCAGCUUCCUCAUGGUUCUCGGAAAAGGCAGCUUUGGGAAGGUGAUGCUGGCCGAACGCAGGGGCUCCGAUGAGCUCUAUGCCAUCAAGAUCUUGAAAAAGGACGUGAUCGUCCAGGAUGAUGACGUGGACUGCACCCUGGUGGAGAAACGCGUGCUGGCACUGGGGGGCCGAGGUCCUGGCGGCAGGCCCCACUUUCUCACCCAGCUCCACUCCACCUUCCAGACCCCAGAUCGUCUGUAUUUCGUGAUGGAGUAUGUCACCGGGGGAGACUUGAUGUACCACAUUCAGCAGUUGGGCAAGUUUAAGGAGCCCCACGCAGCGUUCUACGCGGCAGAAAUCGCCAUCGGCCUCUUCUUCCUUCACAAUCAGGGCAUCAUCUACAGGGACCUGAAACUGGACAAUGUGAUGCUGGAUGCCGAAGGACACAUUAAGAUCACUGACUUUGGCAUGUGUAAGGAGAAUGUCUUCCCUGGGACCACGACCCGCACCUUCUGCGGGACCCCGGACUACAUAGCCCCCGAGAUUAUUGCCUACCAGCCCUACGGGAAGUCUGUCGAUUGGUGGUCCUUCGGAGUUCUGCUGUAUGAGAUGUUGGCAGGACAGCCUCCCUUCGACGGGGAGGAUGAGGAGGAGCUGUUUCAGGCCAUCAUGGAACAAACUGUCACCUACCCCAAGUCGCUUUCCCGGGAAGCCGUGGCCAUCUGCAAGGGGUUCCUGACCAAGCACCCGGGGAAGCGCCUGGGCUCAGGGCCAGAUGGGGAACCCACCAUCCGUGCACAUGGCUUUUUCCGCUGGAUCGACUGGGAGCGGCUGGAACGGUUGGAGAUCGCGCCUCCAUUCAGACCGCGCCCGUGUGGCCGCAGCGGCGAGAACUUCGACAAGUUCUUCACGCGGGCAGCGCCAGCGCUGACCCCGCCAGACCGCCUAGUCCUGGCCAGCAUAGACCAGGCCGAUUUCCAGGGCUUCACCUACGUUAAUCCGGAUUUCGUGCACCCGGACGCCCGCAGCCCCACCAGCCCCGUGCCUGUGCCAGUCAUGUAAUCUCACCUGCCACCACUAGGUGUCUCCAGUGUCCCCUUCGCCACGCCACCUGCACCAUCCCCUUCCCGAUUCCAGAUCCUGCAUCCCAGCAUUCUGGCCUCUGCCCUCACGGGGUCUAGACGCCCCUCCCAAGCGUUCCUGGCAUUCUAAACCCCAUACGGUCUCUAGAGCCGCCCAGUGUUCUAGA
This is a messenger RNA of Propithecus coquereli (Coquerel's sifaka), 2571 nucleotides long. RefSeq names its product protein kinase C, gamma (gene PRKCG). Bases 291 to 2384 code for a protein of 697 amino acids. The record is from RefSeq and is a predicted model, not a curated record. The transcript has 18 exons. Gene Ontology annotation, biological process: protein phosphorylation. Lineage: Eukaryota; Metazoa; Chordata; Mammalia; Primates; Indriidae. Gene Ontology annotation, molecular function: ATP binding; diacylglycerol-dependent serine/threonine kinase activity; zinc ion binding.